This is a messenger RNA of Aspergillus pseudonomiae, 1971 nucleotides long. Its product is annotated as UDP-glucose:hexose-1-phosphate uridylyltransferase. The record is from RefSeq and is a predicted model, not a curated record. Lineage: Eukaryota; Fungi; Ascomycota; Eurotiomycetes; Eurotiales; Aspergillaceae. Gene Ontology annotation, molecular function: zinc ion binding; UDP-glucose:hexose-1-phosphate uridylyltransferase activity. The transcript is spliced from 4 exons. Gene Ontology annotation, cellular component: cytoplasm. The coding region runs from base 711 to 1868 and encodes 385 amino acids. Gene Ontology annotation, biological process: beta-D-galactose catabolic process via UDP-galactose, Leloir pathway.
CCCCUCGUUUCGUGGGACCAGCCAAUCGGGUCCUGACGUCAGCAUAGAUGCGAUGCUUGGACUUUAUUACUAAAAUACUCUCAAUCCUUAGUCGGCCCGGUUCAUUUCACGCAGGACACUCGGGCAGCCGGUGAGAAGCUCGGCUAGCCAAGACAAAACGGCUAAUAUCAGCCCCGUUUGCUACGGAAUAUGGGCGGGAGAAGUGCGCUAGGAAAGAGCACCCCACUCGGCGUUUUUCAGCCACCAAUCUGAUUCAAUGCGGAUAAUUGGUAGGUGUUGUAGGUAACUAGAGCAAAUAUCCCGUAGUUGACGUUGUUCCUGCAUAGAUGGAAGACAACCACGAGAGUUGAACGAUCUGCCCCUGUAAGGCAGAUCGAUGGUAGUGGAGAAAGAAUGUGGUCAAUUCAAUGCGUUGCAGAUCCCGAUGGAAACUGUGCUGUAGACAAGGCUGAGGCCAUUGUUAUUUACCCGAGCAGACGUCAUGCCGAGUUUUUAUAUUGAUUCCCCGUGGUGGUCUCGGUGUGUUCGGUACCGAAAGGGCCUCAUUUAAUUUUCCGGAGACCCCGCGAAACAGACCAUGUGCCCCGCCGCCGUCGCUUUAUCUUUUCUGACCUUCGCUCCUGCCUCCUGCCUCCCCUCUUUUCUUCUUUUCUUCUUGUAGCUUGUCUCUCCCCCAUCGCACAGCAUACGCGCACUGUUCGCAAUCAACCAUGGUCGAAAACGUCCUUGAUGAUAUCUCCCAUCGGAGGUAUAACCCACUCCGCGGUUCUUCUAUCUUAGUGUCCCCUCACAGAACUAAGCGUCCUUGGCAAGGAGCUCAAGAAAGUCCUUCCAAGACAACUCUGCCCACCUAUGACCCUGCUUGCUAUCUGUGCCCAGGCAACAAGCGUGCGCAAGGAGAUGCGAACCCCAAGUACGAAAAGACUUUCGUUUUCGUGAACGACUACAGCGCUGUCAAGGAGGAGCAAGCACCAUAUAGCCCGGACAAUGCAGACGAUCUGGAAUCUUUCUUCCUGAAGGCAGAGCCUGUCACUGGCAAAUGCUACGUGCUCACCUUCUCCGCGGCCCACAACCUCACCUUGGCAGAUCUGUCUCCAGCCGAGAUUGCUCCCGUCAUUGACGCCUGGACUGAGAUCUACAGUGCACAUCUGUCACCCAAGUCACCGCUGGCUGCUCUUGCCCCUGCGACCACCCUCCCUCCCAACUCCCCCACCGCUGAUCUGGCCAAACCCAAGGAGCAAUAUCGGUAUAUGCAGAUUUUCGAGAAUAAGGGCGCGGCCAUGGGGUGCUCGAACCCUCACCCCCAUGGACAAGUCUGGACCACCAGCUCGCUACCCGAAGAGCCAGCGAUGGAGCUGGAACAACUUAAGAAAUACCGCAAGGAGCACGGAGGCAAACACAUGUUGGAAGAUUAUGCGGCUCUCGAAAGCCAGAAGAAGGAGCGUGUGGUGUUCGAGAACGACGCAUUCCUGGUCGUCUGCCCCUGGUGGGGAGUUUGGCCAUUCGAGACAAUGAUUGUUAGCAAACAACACAAGCGUGCGCUCGUUGACCUAAACGCCAACGAGAAGGCACAGUUGGCCGAAGCCAUCGCGGAGGUCACUAGACGCUACGAUAAUUUGUUCGAGACGCACUUCCCAUACAGCAUGGGUAUCCACCAGGCACCACUCGAUGGGACUGAAGAGGAGAUUGAGUCUUCGUAUCUGCACUUGCACUUCUAUCCUCCUUUGUUGCGCAGCGCAACUGUGCGGAAGUUUUUGGUUGGUUAUGAAAUGAUGGGCGAGCCUCAGCGAGACAUCACCCCUGAGCAAGCGGCGGCAAGAUUAAGGAAUUGUGGUGGAGAGCUGUAUAGGAAGAAGUUGGACGGGUAAGAUAUCACAAACAGAGUAGAGUAGAAUGAUCUCGUAUUCUGAAUGAGUCACGGUACAUAGAAAGAACUUUUGUUAGCCAUGGGUAUCUAGUUAAUUUUUUUUA